AUGCUAAAUUUGUCGCUAGAGACGAUCAGGCCACCAAAUUUUGAUGUCGUACCUCCAGAGAUAACCAACAAUCCAAAGUACUAUCCAUAUUUCAAGGAUUGCAUUGGUGCUAUUGAUGGCACCCAUAUAAGUGCCAUCGUACGUAGGUUGGAAGAGAUACGUUAUCGUAAUCGAAAGGGUAUGAUCACACAGAAUGUUAUGUGUGCAUGUUCAUUCGACAUGCGAUUCACAUUUGGGUAUGCGGGCAAAUAUUAUGUUGUUGACUCGGGCUACACCAAUCAACUGGGGUACUUGGUGCCAUUCCGAGGACAACGGUAUCACUUGCAAGAUUAUGGUGAAGGUAGGCCUGGACCAAGGACAGCUAAUGAAUUGUUCAAUCACAGACAUUCGUCACUGCAGAAUGUUAUUGAGAGAACAUUCGGUGUAUUGAAAAAUAGAUUCCACAUAUUAAAAAGUAUGAAGGCGUAUGAUAUUGAAGAUCAGUCAAGAAUCGUGGUCGCUUGUUGUGGGAUCCACAAUUACAUUAAGGAACAAGCUAUUCAAGAUCAAUUGUUCAAUGAGCUUGGAAGUGAACAACAAAUUGAUGACCCAAUGAAUCCUGAUACUCCUGCGUACCAUGCUUCUGCAUCUGAUGUCUCCCAGAGACUAUCUGCGAGACAAAUGUCUAUAGUGCAUCUUAAUAUAGCCAACCAAUUGGUAAUUUCAAGAAGAAUGUCUACAAUUUCGUUAAAUCGAUCCUGA
This is a messenger RNA of Macadamia integrifolia, 741 nucleotides long. RefSeq lists its product as uncharacterized. The coding region runs from base 1 to 741 and encodes 246 amino acids. Lineage: Eukaryota; Viridiplantae; Streptophyta; Magnoliopsida; Proteales; Proteaceae. The transcript is spliced from 3 exons. The record is from RefSeq and is a predicted model, not a curated record.